This is a messenger RNA of Pocillopora meandrina, 11572 nucleotides long. The record is from the annotation of a GenBank genome assembly. NCBI's taxonomy places the organism in Eukaryota, Metazoa, Cnidaria, Anthozoa, Scleractinia, Pocilloporidae.
GGAAGUGGGGUUCGGUUACGGACUUGUCGAGAAGCGAAAUAAUUGAAUUCUGCUUUCCUUGGCAAUCAGAUGACAUGGUUUGACAUUUUUGGCUGAAAACAAGUUUUUGGUGGGAUAAUCUGGUUACGGAUCGGUGAAAGCAUAUAAAUUGUCGUUGGUGAGUGUAAUUUCAUUUUCAUCAGGUAGCUUAAUUAAUCAUAUGGAUAUUUCAUACUCCGCUAAAAUUUAAAUUCAGUGUCUUUCGACUAGCUCAAGCCUUCGAUUGUCUGAAAAGAAUAAACAAAACCUUCUACCGUAUUUACACCAAUCUCUUAUUGAAGGUCUACAAGGCAUAAAAAUAAUACAGCUUCAGGAAUUAAAACCAGCGGUAAAAUCGCUUUGAUUUACACGGGUUAUCUCGAGUCAUGCAUAGGGGAAAUAGCAAUCGUCCUCGUAAGGAACCAAUUUAAGUAACAGAAACCAAAAUACGUAAUUGUUUGCUAUGUCCAGAGAAUGGUUCACAAGACAAAGUAUUCUUUAGUAGGAUGAUCAUUAUUGUUCUAGAUUACUUAGUAAACAUUUUAAACGUAAACUCACAGUCAUUUUCCCGGAAAUCAAACUCCUACUUCCUUCUCAUGAAUGCUUAGAACAAAUAGAGAUUAAUUUUUUAUAACGCGGAAAUCACGAAAGAUACACACAGAGCAAAAAAAAAACAGAAACAUGUAAACACGUGAAGUGAAGUAUUUAAAACUACAUUUAGUCAUCAGUUUACCACUACCUUCUGUUAUAUUUAAGGUUUCACAUUUCAGCUUUCAGCAGGCUUCAGGCAAUGUCAUUACUCUGAAGCAGUAUAGAUUGAACAAACAUUGCUGAAGAAUGAACGCUGACUUGCACUUUACUGCAAAAAGGUGACAGAAGCCACCAAAACUGAGUCAGUUAACAUUUAGAUAAAUGUUAUCCUAGAUUUGCUGAUUGUGGCCACUUAUGGGGAAAGUCACAGUGUAAAUGUAUGCUUCAACCCUUAAGACCUCAACACUGAUCAAAGUGCAAGUUCUCCAUACUAUCUUCUAUACACCUCCUUUAGUACUCAGAAGGAUAUUUGUUUGGCAAUCAAGAGCUUCUUGAGUAUGUGAUCAUUUCCUUUAUUCCCAUUACCUUAAUGCUCAACUCAAGGGUAAUGCUUCUGGGAGGAAUAAGAUGCUUAUCUCCCUUCGGGGUUAAAGAGUUAUAUUCUCUAAGGUAAAAAUUAUGGGUUUUUCAUGACAAGACCACAAUAAACCCAUGGAACUUUUCCUACAUUAUUUGCAGGAUCUUUAAAGUAGGCAGAUGAGAAAACCAACUCAGAAAUGGCUGAUCCACUGUUUCAGCACUGGUUUCAUGGUCGUAUAACUCGUAUAGAAGCAGAAGAGAUUCUGGCACGUAACGGCAAGAAAGAUGGGUUAUAUCUGUUGCGUGAAAGUACUGCUUCAGCAGGAAGCUAUGCUCUUUCCAUGUGCCAUAACAACAAGAUUAUUCAUUAUCACAUUCAACGGCAUUCUGAUGGUACAGUUGCCAUAGAAGAUGGUAAGAAGUUCCCAGGACCUGUGGAACUAAUACAUCAUCAUCGCACUUGCCUGGAUGGGCUUUUAGCAAGGCUGACUGAACCAUGUAAUAGGCUUCCAGGGGUACCACCAAAAACAUACUCUGGUGCUAAUCAGGAACACAUCAAAGAUGCGGCUAUUGCUGCGAUGGCAUCUAUGGGAAUACAGGUUUGUUGGAACCAAGUACAUACUUGUAUGCACAUUUCCAAAGUGAAUUCAACUAAAAAUUUGAUUGUAAGAAUUCCUUAAGGGUAUAUUGUACAUGUUGGCUUUAGGUAUACUAGACCCAGUGAUAAUAAGUUAUUUAUUUAUUUAGAAAGAUGUAAUGUCUAGAAUUACUUGGUAUUAGGCAAUGCAUAUAAGUAUGCUUCUUAGUAAAAGUAAAUUAUUUGAAUGUCUGAAUGAGAUUUUGACAGACUGACUGACUGACUGACCAGCUAUUAUUGAGUGGGUGGCUCACAGACUGACUGACUGACUGACUGACUUACUGAGUGGGUGGGUGACAGACUGACUGACUGGCUACAAUGGAGUGGGUAGGUCACACAUUGACUGACUGGCUAUUAUUGAGUGGGUGGGUGACAGACUGACUGACUGGCUAUUAUUGAGUGGGUGGGUGACAGACUGAAUGACUGGCUUUAAUGGUCAGUGGGUGGGUCUCACAUUGACUGACUGGCUGUUAUUGAGUGGGUGGGUGACCGAGGCUGACUGAUAAACUUACUAGCUAGUUGAAUGAUGGACUGAUUGACAGACUGACUGAUUGAAUGAUGUACAGACUGAUUUACUGACUGACUGACUGACUGACUGACUUGAUAACUGAGUGGGUGACUGACUGACUGAUCAAAAAGAAAAUGGAUCGCAACUGUUAUAGUGUCUAACUAAAUGACUAAUACAAGCUGGGAGUAAGGGUUUCAGGUUAUAAAUGAUUUUGUCAUGGUUCUCUAGGAUGGAGAUGAAACCACUGCAACUUUGAUGAGAGCUAAGUUGGAGAGUGCAAUAGGUUCAGUUUUGCACAAAAAUCAAAUCUGGUUCCAUGGAGUAAUUUCACGUGAGGAAGCUGAAAGAAGGCUUGCUACAUUAGGAUGCCAAAAUGGGAUGUUCCUUAUCCGUGAAAGGGAUCCAGGAUAUGUGCUUGGUUUGUGUUACGAGGGCUCAGUAGUCCAUUACUUGUUUGACAUCGAUCAGCAAGAAAGAUUAUCAAUAAAAUCAGGUCCAAAAUUUGACAACCUGAUGUUAGCUGUGGAUCAUUACUCUCAGCGAGAAGAUGGUCUUCUCUGUAAGUUAAGCGAGCCCUGUAGCAUGGAACUCUUUGAAACUGGAAGAAGGAUUUCCAUGGGUGCGCGACCACCAAGUGUCUCUGAUCAAGAACCAAGAAUAGUUACUGGCAACAGACCACCUAGUAGAUCAUUCAACGACUCUUCUCCAUUUGCAGGAAACCCGUUUCUUCAGGGUAGAACUACCAAUGUCCCAGACCUUCUACAUGGAGGUUAGUUAUUGAAAUGCAUAGACUGCUGGAUUCACCUUUCAAAUUUCUUUUAUUUCCUUGUGAAACGUAGGGAGAAUUAAUUUUGCAUCAAAAGCCAGUUAACCCUCUAUACCCUAACAUUAGCAUGCAGAUUCUCCUCAUUGUUCCAUAUACAUUUCCUAAGGUGCUGAUAAGAAGAAUUUGUUCAACAAUCAAGAGCUGGUUUAGUUGGUGAUUGUUUCCUUUACUCUUCUGACCUUAAUGUUCAAUUCAGGCGUGAUAUUGUUAGGAGAAGUUAGAUGCCAGUGAUUCUUAGGUUUCAAAGGGUUAAGGCUCUAUUCUUUGCACACUCUCACUCCUGCAGUUGUAUAUGUUUUUUACAGUGGAGCUCUGUUAAUGUGAUUCUAUGGGAUCAUUAAUUAAAAUUUUAUGACAAUCAGAGUACAGUAAUUUGCAACUUGAUUGCCACAGCCUUAAAAGGUGCUAAAAUAAGACUAAUGAACCUUUUGGAUUUAUGUUAAAUCAUCUUUCUCUUGAGUGAAAUACAGACAGUUAUUAAGAAGACAAUAAUUUUGUUUGGAAAAUAUCACAUACAGUCAAACCUGUAUUAAGCAGUCACCCAAGGGGAAUGAUGUGAUGACUACUUAAAACAGAUACCACAGUUAGGGGUUUUAUGAAAAACAAUAAACAAUGCCACUCCAUACCAUAAUUGACCACUUAUUGUGCUCGGGAAUACUACUCACUUUAAUUUUGGGAGAGAAACAUGGAUUAGGUAUUACUUGAAAGAUUAUUAUUAGUCUAUUUGUCAUAAGUGGUUCCGCUGUCAGUGAUGGUUCAGUAUACAGGUAUGGUACAAUAGAAACAGGCAGUUGGAACUCAGAAAAGGGUUAUCAUCUGUGCAUCUGUUCUCUAAUAGAUCAUAAGUAAGAACCAUUCAAAAUUGUUUAAUUAAGUUGAAGACUGUGGGUUGAACAAGACAUGGCUGAGUCGUUGCAUUGUGUUCUUGGGCAAGAUAUUCUACUUCUGUAGAAUCUCUCUCUGCCAAGGAAAAUGGGGGAAGUUACAAUACUCCUGGUCACUUCCAGAAACCAGGUUAAUCUCUGGCUGAACAGGUACAACUUGACUCUAUAAUUGUCAUUCUUGACCCUUUCUUUUCUACCUUGCCAGUUCCCAGAUCUCCACCAAGGAACCCACCUCCUCCUCUUCCCAGUGUCCCUCCUCCAGAAUCUAACAGAAAUUCUGGCCCUCCACGGCUGCCCCCCAGACCUUCCCCAGCCUUACCUGUCAGCCCAAGAGGAAGAGGUGCACAACCCCCACCAAGCCCAUUUUUUAAGGAGAGAAAAUUGCCAGCGUCACCAACACCAUCAGGUUAGUUGGAAAUUGGCAGAAAUUGUACUUUAACCCUUUAACUCCCAUGAGUGACCAAUAGAGAAUUUCUCCUUACAGAGUUGAUGCAAUAUGAAGUAGACAAGUGAUGAGGAUAAAGAAAAAUAGCAACUAGGGGAUAAUUAAUUGAUCCAAUACUAAAUUCUCUGAACCAACAUAAUUAUAAGAAUUGUAGGAGAAUUACAAAUUUGAUCUGGGAAUUAAAGGGUUUAUUUUGAGGAAUAAAUUACAAUAUUUCAGAGCUGUUGAUGUGCAUCGAAAAUGAAAAAAGUAUGUGUUUCUUUAUAAUUAGAGCAUUUUACACUCUUUUUCAAGGCAAAAAAAUUUUCAAGUCAAGUGUGAUAAAGUAGUUCUCAAAAACCUUGUUAAUAUAUUCUGAUUGCACCAUUAACCCUCUAUACCCCAAUAUCAGUAUGUAUAUUCUCCAUACUGUUCUCCAAUUGCACUCUUAAGUUGCUUAUAAGGAGAAUAUACUUGACAAUCAAGAGUUUCUUCAGUGAGUGAUAAUUUCCUUUAUUCUCAUGACCUUAAUGUGUGAUUCAGGGGUGAUAUUGUAUAGAGAAAUUAGGUUCUAGUCUGACUCUUACAUGUAGAUGUCCGAGGGUUAAGCUGAUUGCUUUGUUCAUACUUGUGUACUUUCCAAUUCUGUAAAAUUGACAUGAGGAAGUUAGGUUACAUGUAUAGGGCUGUUUCAAGAAAGGUUGUUGGAAAAAAAGCAGUACUCUUCAGGUCACAGUUGACCUCAGGAUUUCAGGGGAAUCUGAGAAAACAUCUCUGUAAGGAUAAGGCAUAACAACUUUUUAAAAUUGUUUCAUUUAUUUGAGUUGAUGAAAUUCGUGAUGAUCUGAUACCCAGAUUACCUUUUCGAGAUCUUUACCUUUCUUUAUUCAUUUGGUGGCCAAUUUAACUUAUAAACUCAUUGAUAAUACAAAAUUACCCUUUCUGGAAAGAGUCGUGUGUCUGCUGGGUUCUCAGGUGUAUUUUCUGUAACACAUAUUUUUGAUCCAUCCUUUAGCAGCAGCAGCAGGUGCUUCUGGAGGUGCAGCAUUUGAGGCGAUAUAUGACAGCAUCAAAAUGAAGAAAAGCUCCUUUUACUUCAAUCAGUUUAAAGAUAUGCAAGCAAAAAAGCUCAAGAGUGAAAACUUGAGACUUGAAAGAGAACUAGGUGGGUUAACCCUUGUACUCCCAAGAUCCAUUUGCUAAUUCUCCCCUCUAGCUGCUACACAUGUUCUUGUAAAUUAGUUAUGAGAAUGUGGUGUUGCAUGCAGAUCAAGAUUACAACUUCUUCCUGAUAGGUAUGAAUAUUAUACAUUAGAUUUGCUAUGAAAACUCUGCCAACUCAGAGAUAAGUGUCUUCUUUAAUUUAUUGAAUUUUUAUUGAAUUUGGCUUUGGCAUGACUUCAUGAAUUAUCAAACUUCAUGUCUGUUAUCCACCUUAGCCCUUGGCUUUGGCAGGUAACUUGGAACUCAGCAUUGAUAAAACCUGAUAUCAUGCUAAACAUCAUCCAAUAACUGCUUAUUAUUCACAUUGCAAUCUCAUGUAUGGAUAUUGUUGGGAGAAGUUGCAUGUUAAUCACCAGUUCCCCCAGGCUCUGUUACUCCAUAAUCCUGUUCUACUCUAAAAGUAAAGUGAACAUUGACCAGUUGUUCCAAAAUUAAACAUGCAUUAACUGUGCCAACCAUUUCUCCAUAGAGUCCCACAUAAUAUUCUAUUUUUGAACAGUAAAAUAAUGAAAGCACAAUUUUGUCUGGGGCAAUUUUCGUUCAAGUGCAGGUUUGUUCAUUGUGAUUACUCAGGUUUUGGUUUUUCAACACUCAAUCAAAAUGCACUCUAUUAUAGGCCAUGGAAAUUUUGGCUCAGUUCUUAAGGGAGAGUACACGAAGGCAAAUGGGGAGAAGAUUCCAGUGGCUGUUAAGAAACUUAAAUCUGAAGAAAUGAAUAAUCCACGAGUAAGUCUGUAUAUGUCAAAAUAAUUUUCCAUUUUCCAUUUAGUGAUGAUUCUAUUUUGUCCACUAAUGGACAAGUACAUGUAUUCAAGGGCAUGCAGCAUGUAAUUCAGCUAUAUGCUGUUAACUCUCUCCCAAGAUCUGAUCAUUAAUUCUCCCCCCUAGCUGAUACACAUUUCCUCAUAUAUUAUAGUUAGUCGAAAUACAAGAAUUUGGUGUUAGGUCAAGAUAACAACUUUUACCUGAUAAUUUUGAGGAUUCUCCUUACCUAUUUGCUGAAUGAUGUAUGGAUAUUAUAGGGAGAGGUUACAUGUUUAUCACCUGUGGGAAUGAAAGGGUUAAGGGAGAAGGUUCUAACAUACAAUCAGUGCAUGACCUCAUCUCAUCUUGUUAUUCUAAUCGUGCAAACUAACUCGAGGAACCAUCAGCAUGUUGGAGUUUGUAUGUUGCCCUUUUACUACUAAGAUCUGGCUGGAAGUUCUUCUUACAGACUGUCGCACAACUUUUAAUUUUCGAGUUAUCAGAAUUAAUUUUUUUGUUUUAAAAAGUUACACACUGUGACAGUGUUUAACUUCCAUGAUGGUUACAUUUUGUUUCAAGGCUUUUUACAGCUAUCUUCACAAUGAUCUGAUUCUAUCUAUGGCAUGAGAUAUUCUUAAUGCAACACAUUAUCAACCGAUUUUAAUGAUUUUCUUCAUAUUUUUUUUUCAGUCUGAAAUUAUACAUGAAGCUGAAGUUAUGAUGAAGUUGGAUCACCAAAAUAUUGUUAGAAUAAUAGGUAAGUACAGAGUCAUUGAGGGACAUUUUUAUUUUCAAUCUGUUGAAGGGCUAAUGCUUGAAACACACCAGUUUCAAAAACUCUUAUUGAUUAGAAAUAAAAUAAUAUAUAAAUACUAAUAAUAAGAAGAAUACAGUAAAUGGGAUGGAAUUUAUCAGUGGAAAUUGCCAGAGGUGGCUCUUCUUGCCCACUGUUUCCAGGUCAAAUUGGAAUUUAGAAUGUUGGCUUUUGUGGAGGGAGGAAAACCAGAGAACCAGGAGAAAAACCUUCAGAGCAUGGACAGUUAACAACAAACUCAACCCACAUAUGAAAACAGACUUGGGAAUCGAACCCAGGCCACAGUGUGGGGAUGCAAGCAUUCUCAGCAUUGUGUUAUCCCUACUCCCUUGAUUAAACCAGAUUAUGUUGUAAUACUCCAUACCAAUGCAGCACCACAGUUUCUUUGGAAACCUAACCAUAUACUUUUACUAUAGCAAAGGUUGACUUCCUAAGAAUAGAUAUUGCUCUCUGCUUGAUAAGCUACACUGCUGUAUCUUCAGUUUAAAAAGCAUCGGCAAAUUACUUUUUUGAUGAGACAGAUAAACCACAACAUAGAAAAUUUUGAUACAAUGUAAAAGCAGCAUGAGAAAUGAUGGCCAAGGAUCGAAAAAUUGAAAAAAGCCUGUAAUUUAUAGGGCAAAAUGUUUGAAAGUUUUCAUUUUAAAUGAAAACUUUCAAACAUUUUGCUUUUUUUUUUUUAUCAAAUUUGCAUUCUGUAGUGGAGCUUUUCAAUUUCUUCAAUUCUCUUAACAGGUAUUUGUAAAGACACAACAGUUAUGCUAGUGAUGGAACUUGCUCCUGAAGGUCCCUUACACAAAUAUCUCAAAAAACACAAGUAAGCUUAUUAUAAUAAACAGUUCUAGAUUUAGAUUACUUGUGCCUUACCUCAACCACUGGACUGAAUGACCUCAGUCUGUCAGCUUAACCAUUUAACUCCCAUGAGUGACCAAGCAGACAAGUGAUGAGAAUAAAGAAAAAUAUCAACUAGGGGAUUAUUAGUUGAUCCAAUCCUGAAUUCUCACAACUAACUUCAUAAGAAUUGUGUGGCAGGCAGUAAAGAGAAUUUCUAAUGAGAUCUUGGAGUUGAAUAAGUUGGAUAGUAAAUGACUUUCUUAGGAGUCGCUGGGCAAGAGAGUGACUGAAACAAUUACUUCUUGUUAGAGCUAGAGAUAUUUCAAAACAAAUUUAAUGAUGGUAAGGAAAUGAUGUUAUCAAAGGAGUGCAAUCUGUUUUCAGUACUCUCCGUUUCUCUAGUUUCCACUUCAUUAUAGUGAUCACUCUGUCCAUUUUUGCAGGUCUUUGCCGAUGUUCAAAAUUUUUAUUAUAAUGUUGCAAGUUGCCGAGGUUAGUAAGUUCUAAAAGUGCUUUUCGUUUGAGUGUCAUGUAAUCGCAACAGCCAAUCAGAUGACAACAAGAUAUCAUAAUCAGCCAAUGAGAGCUUAUAAAUACAAAAAAAUGUCUGAAGUGCGAGUGAGAGAUUCUUGUUUUAGUUUUACAUGAACAUGAUCUACGACCGGUCAGACUCACGGCGACACUGAAUAAUUGUUGAAUAGACAGCGAGAAGCGUAGCUAAUCAAAUUGAAGCAUUUCUUACUUAAAGACUUAAAUAAAUUAGUAGUCUGAAGAGAUAUUAGUAUAUGCCACACAGGUUCAUAGUGCUUUUCGCGCUCUGAUUGGCUGGUUCAGAAGUGAUUAGCAAGUAUUAUUAUUCUUAUCGAUUUGACUUCUGUUCACAGGGAAUGCAGUAUCUCGAAAACAUGCAGUUUGUGCACAGAGACCUUGCUGCUAGAAAUAUUUUAGUUGUCAAUGAAGACUUCGUCAAGAUCAGUGACUUUGGAAUGUCUCGUGCAAUGGGAGCAGGAAGUGAUUAUUACAAGGUUGGUGUCCCUACAGUGUAAUAAAACAGAGAUAGAGUGGUCAUUGCAGUUAAUCAGGGCGAAGAAAAAAAUUUAUGGAAAGAGCAAAUGAAAACUCGUAGUAAAAACAAGCAAACUGCUAGAAGCGUGAGAAAACGCGAGUGAGUCGCUAAUGCUUUUGAUUUUGUACAUUGUACCUGGUUGGUUGAGAGGGUAGCGCGAGUUUUUCUUAUUCAAUCAAUGUGGAGAAAGAAAAACCAAAGCAACGACGGAUUACGUUUAAAGCGCUUUUCGAUUGAGGUUCGCUAAACCAAAACCAAAGCAAUUGCAACAGCUUAUCAGAAGAAAGGAAAAUUUCCUGAAGAACCAAGAGAACUAAAAGUAAACCGCUCAAAGCGCGGGAAAACGCGGGCGGCCAAGUGGCGAUUGGUGUUAAUUUUGCAUCUGAUUGGUUUAGAGAGUGGCGCGAAUUUUGUGGACCAAUCACAGAGCAAAGUAAAGCAAAAGCAAUGCAGUCCCGCACUACUUUUGAUACUCAAUCGAAAAUUGCUCCAUACGAAAGUUUCUUAGUUUACGUGGUAAUAUGUAAUCUGUUCUCUAAUAUUGUGUAGGCUGGUAAACCGGGAAAAUGGCCCCUAAAGUGGUAUGCUCCAGAGUGCAUUUACUACCGGAAGUUUAGCAGCAAAAGUGAUGUGUGGAGUUACGGUGUCACGCUAUGGGAGGCCACAUCGUAUGGGAAGAAACCAUACGAGGUAAAGUAGUAAAUUCACAGGUCACACAGGUUAGGUUACUUUCUUAACAUCUGGUCACGCACUUGUGUGACGCAAUUUUUUCAACUCAGUUUACUUUUCGUAUGAUCGUUAAGAGGAGGGUAGCCCUGAAAGUGGAUUUGUCGCAAGUAGACGUAGUGCUUAGUAAAUUUCCAUGAGAUCUACCUCUGUAUUAAGCGCAAGAAUAAUCCCCUUCCGUGUGAAGGUCGUUAUACUUUAGUUCGUGUUUUGACGUUAAAAAUUUCUCUUUUCCUAGGGACUCAACGGACAGGUAAUUCUGGAGAAGAUAGAAGCUGGUUACAGACUACAAUGUCCAGAAAAUGUGCCACCAAACGUGUAUGAAGUGAUGAGAAGUUGUUGGGAGUACAGGUAGACUUUCUGAAAAUUAUUUAAUGGUUCGCCUUCUAACCUUUUUUCCUUUUAGCAUUUGCCUGCUAUUGAUGAACUUGACUUGAGUUUUUCAAGAUGCACAAACUUUGACGAACUAUAGCUCCUCCAGAUACGUUUGAUGAGAUAGGAACACUUUUUAGUUGAGCGUCGAAAGUCAUUAGGAAUUUUAUUUGUUUUGCUUCACUUUGCUCUGUGAUUGGUCUACCAAACUCACGCCACCUUCUCAACCAAUCACAAUUAAAAAUGAAACAAAUCACUACUUGGUCACCCGCGUUUUCGCGCGCUUCAGAGCGUUUGCUCUUUUUACGUGGAGUUGUUAUUGGCUACCUGGAUAUUUUCCUUUGUCCUGAUUGGCCGGUGUUACAAGCAAGUUGACUUUGUUUUUGUUGUCCUUACAGAGAGGAGAGAAGGCCAACGUUCCAGUCCCUGGCUCAACAGCUGGCCGACGCAUUAAUGGAAUUGAAGAACACUGAAGAAUACCAAACACAGUACCUGGUGUGAUGAAUCUUGCUGCAUUUGAAUUCCAUGUGUUUUAUUAAAAUUGUUAUUCUUGGCAAUGCAGAUAGAUUCAAAAUGAUUAUUGUUACUAACAUGAAAUUAUAGAGACUUCUUUUUGAUUGCGUAAUGCUAUGACAAAUCCAGUCACUUUCUAUGACGUUAUUUUGAGUCAGGACUCGCUUUCGUAAGGAAUUUCAAGUGCAGUCAUUUUAAUUCAUGUCGUGCUAUGUCAUGUAACCAUGUCAUGUUCUGUCAAGUAGUGUCAAAAUCUUAUAAUUAGUCAAUUAUGGCUGCGACGGUUGAAACACCAUCUUGAAUAUUUUGUGGCAUAUCACUACUCAGCUGAGUACAAUUAUGAAUAUUUAGUUUAUUUUCUUGAUUGCGACUAUGAGUUCUUUUUAAACAGAUUCCUAUCCAUCCUAGUUUCGUAUCGGUACAAAUUACUUGUAGCUAGAUAGGAAGAGAAUUACAUCAAGAAUUGAUCGCCAUCUGGGGUGCUGCUCCGGCAAAAUCUGUUUAACAGUGCUUUACUCCGUUCAGAGAAUUUUGCCUUUUCACUACCACAGAGAAAAUAUUAGAAAACUUCUUUAUUCUCAUAACCUGUCUCUUUUCAAGGUUUUGAUUGAGUUAUUUUCAAUUGAGUGUCUUUAUUAUUAGCUUUGUUUUACUUCGUUAUGUUAUUGGUCAAGGAAAUUUGGUCGCCUGCGUGUUCCUGCGCUUCGGACCAGUUCGUUGGUUUCUCGUGAUCUUUCCUUUGAUCUGAUUGGCUGUUGUAAACUUUUGGUUUGGUAUUACGGCAGUCAGUCAAAAUACACUAAAUUGUGAGGAUAAGUUACUUAAUGCUCUCCUCUGGAAGUCAGUUUUGAAAUGAGGUUUGCGGUUACCAU